AUAGUGUACGCACAGCAACCCUCUUAAGUCUUAACCACCAACUAUUUAGGUUUCCGUGGCUAGAAAAAGUCUUCAUAAACACCAAGACAUCGUUGAACUUCAUGCAAACUGAUUAAGCACCUUACGCAUGGCCAUGGAGGUCUCGUUCUCGCAUGCCUUGCUCUUAGCUUCUCUUCUCCUCCUCCUUUACUUGCUCUGCUAUCGUGGCAAGAACUCCUCUAGCAAUGGCAACAUCCCGAGCCCACCAGCGCUCCCCGUCCUCGGCCACCUCCAUCUCCUCAAGAAGCCGCUGCACCGCUCUCUCGCCGCACUCGCCGUGCGCCACGGCGGCGGCCGGGGCGGCGCCGGUCUCCUCCUUCUCCGGUUCGGCACAAGGCCGGUCCUCCUCGUCUCCUCCCCGGCCAUUGCCGAGGAGUGCUUCACCGUCCACGACGUCGCGCUCGCGGAUCGCCCGGGGCUUGCGUCGCGGCGGCUGCUCAGCGGCGAUGAGUGCCCCAGCAUCGCCGGCGCGAGCUACGGUCCGGCCUGGCGCCACCUCCGCCGCAUCGCCAACGUGCAUGCGCUCUCCGCGCACCGCCUUUCGUUGACGACCUCCGCGCGCGACGCCGAGGCCCGCGCCAUGGCGCGGAAGCUCUGGCGGGCCACCCGUCUGGGCGCCGCCGCGGUCAGUGUGAAGCUCACGGCGUACGAGUACGUUGCUAACGUGAUCAUGGCCAUGGUCGCCGGGAGGCGCAUGGCGGAGGACGAGGUCCUCCGGUUCAAGGCGAUGACCGAGGCCGGGUUCGCGGCGGCGGGUGCGGCGAACCGGCACGACUUCUUGCCACUGCUACGGCUGCUGGACUUCGGAAGGACGAGGAGGAGGCUCGCCGGCCUGGCGAAGGAGCGGUACGAGUUCGGCCAGAGUCUCGUCGACGAGUACAGACGCAUUCACCACCGUCACGAUGCCGGCGGUGCUGCCACCGAGGACACGACGUCGACGCCGGCGCAGAGAACGGUGAUCGGGGACCUGCUCCGGCAGCAGGAGGGGUCGCCGGAAUUGUACGCCGACGUGGUCAUCCGCACAAUCUGCCUGAGCUUGCUUCAAGCCGGGACAGACACGUCAUCUAGCACGAUUGAGUGGGCAAUGGCUCUCCUACUUAACAACCCCCUUGUUCUUGUGAAGGCGAAGGAGGAGAUCGACGUCAUUGUGGGGACAUCCCGUCUACUCGAGGAGCGUGAUCUCUCAUGCCUCCCCUACCUUCAUGGCAUCAUCACCGAGACCCUUCGGAUGUACCCUAUCGCACCGCACCUUGCCCCGCACCAAGCCUCCUCUGACUGUGUCGUUGCUGGUGGGCGGUACAUCAUCACAUGCGGAACAAUGAUGUUGGUUGACGUGUACUCCAUGCAACGGGAUCCUACCUUGUGGAGUGACCCGGAUAUGUUCAUGCCGGAGAGGUUUGAGGUUGACAAUGACAUUGCUGAGGACGGUGACAAACAGAUGGUGAGGAUAAUGCCAUUCGGCAUGGGCCGGCGGAAGUGCCCUGGUGAGGGACUAGCAUGGAGGACGGUGGGGGUAGCGCUUGGGGUAAUGUUACAAUGCUUCAGGUGGGAGCGGAUGGGGAAAGAGGAGGUAGACAUGAGAGAGGGAUCGGGGUUCACGAUGCCCAUGGCUAUGCCACUAAUGGCGAUAUGCCAACCCCAUGAAGAAAUGAACGAAAUUCUCGAGAGGAUAUAGAAAUUCGGUUAUUCCAGCAUUGUACCCUUGCAAAGCCAAUCAAAGAAGAAACACCAUUUACAUCCAA
This is a messenger RNA of Hordeum vulgare subsp. vulgare (domesticated barley), 1781 nucleotides long. RefSeq names its product cytochrome P450 81Q32-like. Gene Ontology annotation, molecular function: heme binding; oxidoreductase activity, acting on paired donors, with incorporation or reduction of molecular oxygen; iron ion binding. The record is from RefSeq and is a predicted model, not a curated record. NCBI's taxonomy places the organism in Eukaryota, Viridiplantae, Streptophyta, Magnoliopsida, Poales, Poaceae. The transcript is spliced from 2 exons. Bases 128 to 1714 code for a protein of 528 amino acids.